Messenger RNA from Eutrema salsugineum, 961 nucleotides. Its product is annotated as probable peroxygenase 4. The record is from RefSeq and is a predicted model, not a curated record. Gene Ontology annotation, molecular function: monooxygenase activity; calcium ion binding. The transcript has 6 exons. NCBI's taxonomy places the organism in Eukaryota, Viridiplantae, Streptophyta, Magnoliopsida, Brassicales, Brassicaceae. Bases 228 to 839 code for a protein of 203 amino acids.
GCCUGACGCUUCCCACUCCUUUUCUUGUUUUCGUAUAAAAUCAUAAUUCGAAACAAGAAAAAUACAUAUCGAAUCGAAUCUCUGAUUACAUUAUUAUCAUACAAUAACAUAACGAACAUUUCUUUAUUUUUUUAUCUGAAGAUAAAAGAAGCGUGUGUUUCGCCUUCUCUUUUCACUUUUCAUUUUGUUCUGUUACCAUCUCUCUUUCUCUCUCUCUCUCUCUGAUCAUGGCUUCCUCUGUUUCCUCUGUGUCCGCUGCAUCCACUGCCAUUGGAGCUAAAUUUGUUCCAGAAGAAGAUAAUUUCUUGCAGAGACAUGUUGCCUUCUUCGACAGGAACAAAGAUGGCAUCGUUUAUCCCUCAGAGACAUUUCAAGGAUUUAGAGCAAUCGGAUGUGGAUAUCUCUUGUCGGGAGCCGCUUCUCUGUUCAUCAACAUGGGUUUAAGCAGCAAAACUCGUCCGGGAAAGGGUUUCUCGUUCUCUUUUCCGAUAGAGGUUAAGAAUAUCCAUCUUGCCAAACAUACCAGCGAUUCAGGCGUUUACGAUACAGAUGGAAGGUUUGUGGAAUCGAAAUUCGAGGAGAUAUUUGCGAAGCAUUCAAAGACACAUCCCGAUGCUUUGACCAACGAGGAACUCAAAGAACUCCUUAACGCAAACAAAGAAGCUAAUGAUCGUAAAGGAGCGUUUGCAGCAUUUACGGAGUGGAAAAUAUUGCAUUAUUUGUGCAAAGACAAGAACGGUUUGUUGCACAAAGAUACAGUGAGAGCUGUCUACGAUGGUUCUCUUUUCGAGAAACUCGAGAAACUCGAGAAACAAAGAGCUUCUAAGAAACAUCCAUAAAAACCCCAUCUAAAACAAACUCUUAUUAUAUGCUUGUGAAUCUAUCUUUUUCUUUAUAAAAAACCUAUACUACUUCAAUGUUAUAGUGAACAAUGGUGUGAAGAUUGCAAUGUGUUAAAUUA